AUGAAAACUUUCUGGGCUAUAUACCAGAACAACGUUGCGCAUCUAAUUGCUGUUCCCCAUUUGCCUACCACCGCCAAGAUAUUUGACGACGCCUCAAAAGGCUCGAGUGUUGAUCCUGCAAGCGAAGCACUCCUUUUCUCGGUUUGUUAUGCCGCUGUGGUCAGUAUGAAUCCGGCGCAGCUUCAGUCGGCACAAGGGUUGGAAUACCAAGCAACAAUGCGAGCGUAUGGAAGGGCGGUAGAUCAGGCACUGAAUCGAGCGGACUUCGUCAACUCCCCAGGAAUCUUCGCUCUUCAAGCUGCGGUACUAUAUCUUCUCUGCGCACGCGUUCAUGGGAAUACAAGACUUGUGUGGGCUCGAUCCGCUAUGGUGAUCCGUCUUGCACAAGCGCAGGGCUUUCACCGCGAUGGGUCGAAGGCCGGUCUAUCGCAGUUCGAGACGGAGAUUCGCCGACGCCUUUGGUGGCAUGUUUGCAUAAUGGACAUGCUCUGCUCCGAGGACGAAGGUGUAAACAUGCAGAUCGGACCUGGGACAUUCGAUACCCAGUUCCCAAUAAACGUGGAUGGCGUUGACCUAACACCGCUCAUGCGCGAGCUUCCUCCUGGGAAGAGGGACUUAACCGAUAUCACCCUUUGCAUUAUUAACUGUUUCAUGAUCGACGAAUUCCUUUCAUCAACACGGCCACUGGGCACAGUCGAGUCUUUGGAAGAUCGACGAAGUCGGAUCAGGCUGCAUCUCAUCCGCGACAUGAUAGAGAGCCAGCCACUUGAUACAUCUAGAAUGACCGAAGAGGCAGAAUGCAGCGAGGCUACGAUAAUAAAUAUUCCCGCAAACUUGCGGCAAUUUGGAAGUGUGCACGCACCACCGACUCGAAUAGGACGGAAACGGACUGUAACACCGUUGAUGAUCGAAGCCCUCUGCGAACGACUGUCUGAAAAGCCCGGUUUAUACCUCGAUGAGAUGGCUGUUUUUCUCUGGGAUGAAUUCCGCACCCUAGUCACAACUUCCAGCAUCAGACGAGCCCUUGUUGCCAAAGAUGAAUCCGGAUGCGAUAAAAGGGUUGGGUUCAGGCGCACAGGCUGGUCACCAAUUGGUGUGUCCCCUAUGCAAGUUUCACAACUUCACCGCGUCCAGCGAUAUCAGAUACUGCCUGCAUAUGCCCAGGAUGGAAUCGUUUUCUCGCGUGUCUUCCGUGGGUCCACAGAUGCCACCGUGUUCGAAGACUUCAUAGCGCAGCUUCUUCAGCACUGCGGAAGAUGGCCCGAAGCUAAAUAUGCUCUGGUCAUGGAUAACGCCUCGUUUCAUCAUUCAGAGCGGAUAACGCAGAUGUGUGUGGAUGCAGGGGUAAUAUUUGUCUAUCUGCCACCCUACUCGCCGGACUUGAAUCCGAUUGAAGAGUUUUUCGCUGAGCCCAAAGCCUUUAUGAAACGCAACUGGAACUAUUAUGAAGUAGACCCAGAUCAAGACUUUGAAGUCUUUCUUGGUGGUGUAUUGAUGUGGUGCACAAAGAGGGAGUGCUAG
Penicillium brevicompactum is the source of this 1521-nucleotide messenger RNA. RefSeq lists its product as uncharacterized. The coding region runs from base 1 to 1521 and encodes 506 amino acids. Gene Ontology annotation, molecular function: zinc ion binding; DNA binding. NCBI's taxonomy places the organism in Eukaryota, Fungi, Ascomycota, Eurotiomycetes, Eurotiales, Aspergillaceae. Gene Ontology annotation, biological process: DNA-templated transcription. The transcript has 3 exons. The record is from RefSeq and is a predicted model, not a curated record.